AUGUUUGAAAAAAGUGGUUCUGGGUAUUCAUCGUCUUCCAGUGCCAAAGAAGUUAGUCAUGGAAUCGAUAACACUGUUCUUGAUGCUAUUGUCAUAGCGAGAGGUGUGAAAAGAAAACUCAAGGAAUCUUCAAGUGAAAGGGUUUCUGUUUCUUCUGAUGUUAUCGUUACAAAUUCGCCGAUUAAGAUUUCCCAACCCGAGAAAGGAAAAGUUACUCACAAGGUUAAACAUGAUCUUCCACAUACAAGAGAGACUAAAUUCCUAGGGAAGCAAGCAACCAAGAUUUCUGCAGGCACUUCUUCUGAGGCAGUCAUCGUCUCUUCAUGCGAGAAAAGUUUUGAUGCCAUUUGUCAUGAGAAGGACCUCCCUAGUUUUAAGGGUGGUGUUCAGGGCUUUGAGACCAUAAGUCCGGAAAAAAAUUAUUCAUCAAUUGUAGCUUAUGGUCUCAGAGUGUCUCAGCUUGGGAAAAUUGCUCAAGAGGAAUUCAACAAAACCAAAGAAGAACUCAAAGAGGCUAAAGAUUAUUUGAAAGAAGAAAAAGAGAAAAUGGACUUUACUCUUGAGUAUCUUGAUGAUCUCCAAGCUGAUCUAGAGAAUUCGAAGAAGAAGUUCAAGGAUGAGCUUAGCUAUUAUGCUGAAGUAGAGAAGAAGAAGAAUGCGAAAGUUGAAUCGUUGGAAAAAGAGGUCAAGUUCUUAUUAGACAGAUUGAUCGAUGCAAAGAAACAGAUGGAAGUGCAUAAUGAAGAGAUCUAUAAGUUGAAAAUAGAUUGUGCGACUAAGUAUCUAGAAGGUUUUGAUGUUGCUCUAAAGCAAGUCAGAUUUCUUCACCCUAACAUCGAUGUUUCUGAAGUUGACUCUCUUAAGUUCGUAGAGGACGGAAAGUUGGUUCUUAUGUAG
Messenger RNA from Lathyrus sativus (Indian pea), 897 nucleotides. Lineage: Eukaryota; Viridiplantae; Streptophyta; Magnoliopsida; Fabales; Fabaceae. The record is from the annotation of a GenBank genome assembly.